Molecule: messenger RNA, 171 nt
Organism: Caenorhabditis briggsae
Lineage: Eukaryota; Metazoa; Nematoda; Chromadorea; Rhabditida; Rhabditidae
Exons: 1
Coding region: 1-171 (56 amino acids)
Source: RefSeq, a predicted model, not a curated record
AUGAAUAUUCUUGGCCUCCUCCUCUUGGUCCUUCUUGCUAUUGCAGCUCCACUCGUCGAGGCUGGAAGAUCUUGCCACACGAGCGAGCAGUGCGACUACGUGGAAACCUGCUACGAAGGACACUGUUACACCAUCGAUGAACUGUUCGAGAAAUACAACUUGAAGAAAUAA